GAGUUGAGUAUAGGAAGUUUUAAAUAAUUACUUAGUCUUGGGAUUUUCAAUUUGUUGCGCUUGGAUUAAGAUUACAUAUUUUUUAAUUCUUAAAAAUUUUAGUUAGUCUUUUACUUUCAAAUCAAGUCGUGUCGGGAAACCACCUAACUCAAUAUCACCCCCUACCCCGCUAAUUAUAUACGUACGUGAGUUUCGUCAAAGUGUGGAUUUCACCAUCUUACCUUUUUGAAGGUCCUGCACAAUUUGUUUUGGAGUUGACAAAAUUGCAGAGAAACUUUUUUAUGUAAAUGCUGUGUAACAUUUGAAAGUGAUGAAUCAGAAUAUUAUUCUUCAGGUGUUUAUUCUGGCACCUUUUUUGCUUGGCUCGAUUAAAACUGAUGGCAAUGAAGAGCAAAGAACGUGUAUUGAACAAAUGUCAACCAACACCAACAAUGCUACGACCCAAACCUCCGCCAGCUCCUCGAGUAUUUUAUCGACCACGAGCUCAUCAUCCACGAACGGCAAACCAAUUAUUCUCGGAAAAUAUUUGAACCCAAUUUUAAUUGAUAAUUGGAAUUGAUGCUAUAUAGCUUCAAAUAAUGUAAUAUUAAUUGUACAGGUAGAAAUAUUCUUCAGAAAUGUUUCAAAAACCAUCAAUACACCGCAAAAUUAUGUACCUACAUUUUUAAUCCUUUCGACAUCGAGACAAACUGGGCGAAUAAAAUUUGAAGUGCUUUUAACUGAAUAAGGUCGGUUGCUGUUUAGAACUCUAAAUUUACUGGGAAUCGCAAAUUUUGAGUUCUAAACAACAACCUACUUUAUUCAGUUUAAAGCACUUCAAAUUUUAUUCGUUAGUUUGUCUCGUUGUCGAAAGGGUUAAACUGAAUUUUUUGUUGAUUAUGGUUAAGGUAGAAUUGGAAAUGAGUGCAAGGAAUCGUUAUUGAUUUGUUAGGUUUUCAAGAGUAAAGUACUGAGUUCAGAAAUAUUCACUCUCUUACCUUACCUAUUGGAUUUCAACCCUUAGUAUCCUUUCUAAACUUCGAAAAAUUAUGAAAAUUGAAGUGACGUGCCAAUUCCUAAGCUGAUCCCAUAAUUUGUGAUCGCUAAGUUGAAAUUUGUUUUCUAGAUUAGACGAACCUCUCAAGUCUCAGUGCCAUUCUAAUGACUCACUUUUUUCAAAAUUAUGGAGCUUAAGAAACCCAUGUGCCAUCGAAUCCAAAAAAUGAAUAGAUUGUACACCUUUACUUACCUACCUACCUACCUUUGCAUUUUGUAUUCAGUGCUUUCGAAAACUUUGAUGACGCAAUUCGAAUUCAUUUAAUGGUGAAUUGUUUUUGGAACAUUUCAGAUGUUAUCAAAUCAACGUCAUCAACGCGAUGUACGUAGAAAUGAGAGAAUAUUAUAAUUAAACGAAUUUCCCCACAAGUUUUAUUAGUCAAGCAAUAGAUUCACAUCCACAUAGGUACAACAUAAUUAUACACAACACACUUCUCUCCAUUUCGCUCUUCUUUGAAGCGGAAAUGAAAAUUUUGAUAACGUGAAUGAGAAUUUUAAAAUGAUGAAUUUUGAUAAACAAAACGUGUAGUACCUUGUGUAAAACCGCUAGUUUUCAAUUUCAUUUUUUUUUUUUUUUUUUGUGAAAAAAGGGGAGAAAUUAUGAUACCAGGUUUUUUUUCAUAGUUUAUGAAAUAAUUCGUCGAAAUAAACAUACCUAUUGCAUUGAAUAUGACUCGCUUCUUCUGCGUAUGAUCGAAUUGAUACAAUUUUCAUCGACUGAUUAUGAAUUAUGAUUCAACUUGAUCAAUUGAACUAAUUGAAGUGUAGACGCGUGUUUAACUGUAAAGUGUAAAUUUUCGUUAUAAUUUUUGCGGUGUGCAAUAAUUGUAGACGUGUGUUUUUUUUUACUUUUUCGGGAGACUUGGAUUUUUUUUUUUUGAUUCGGUUCAUCAUAAUUCAUAUCAUCCAUCUUCGUAAGUAUUUUUUGUUGGGUACCUAGCUACGAAAUUUCCAGGGAACAAAAUUCUUUGAAAUGACCACGACGUCGUUUGCUUUGCUGGUGUGAUUGUUCGUAACAGAAAUCAGUCUUUCCAAGUAGGACAUCUGCAUACCAGAAUGAAGAAUCAACUUGAGGAUAGUUCUCAACCGGCAUUCAACCAGUCAGCAUAUGAUGCCAAUACUCUGCCACCUUAUUCGGAUUUGAAUCAGCAGAUGCCUCCACCACUUCAGCAGAUGCCUCAAUCACCUCAGCAGAUGCCUCAACAACUUCAGCAGAUGCCUCAACCACCUCAGCUUCAGCAGGUGCCUCAAUCACCUCAGCAGAUGCCUCAACAGCUUCAGCAGAUGCCUCAAUCACCUCAGCAGAUGCCUCAACAGCUUCAGCAGGUGCCUCAACCACCUCAGCUUCAGCAGAUGCCUCAACAGCUUCAGCAGGUGCCUCAACAGCUUCAGCAGAUGCAUCAACAACCUCAGCUUCAGCAGGUGCCUCAACAGCUUCAGCAGAUGCCUCAACAGCUUCAGCAGAUGCCUCAACAGCUUCAGCAGAUGCCUCAACAGCUUCAGCAGAUGCCUCAACAGCUUCAGCAGAUGCCUCAACAACUUCAGCAGAUGCCCCAACCAAUUCAGCAGAUGCCCCAACCAAUUCAGCAGAUGCCUCAACCAAUUCAACAGAUAACUCAAGUAGUUCAGCAGAUGCCUCAACCAGUUCAGCAGAUGCCUCAACCUAGCUUCAAUAUCACAAUGAAUAAUCAAUCCCAGCAAGUUCAGAAUGUUUUAUCUUUAGCUCCGUCUUACUUUGGUAAAAGGUCAGCUCGUAUGGCGUGUCCAAAUUGCCAUGCUGAAAUAAUGACAAAAGUGUCGGCUCCAUGCGGAUUUUUCACAUGUGGCUUAUGUAUGGUUUACUCGUGUCUGUUGUGCUGCUUUGGUGAUUGUGCCUGUGGUCCGUGCAGACAUUCGUGUCCGUACAAACAUUCGUGUCCGAGAUGUCGCAUGCAUAUUGGAUCAUACUACCCGUGAAUUCCUAUAUUACUUACACAAAUUUAGUGGCAUUCAUGUAUGAAUUUGAUGAUGUUUUUUAAAAUGAGCGUUUGAAUUUAAUUCUUAUUUGUGUAUACAUCAGGGUUGUAAGGUAAUUUAUGUCGGUAAAUUACAGCGGUAUUUUACCGUAUUUUACGGUAUUUUACCAAAAGUUUAUUACCGUAUUUUACCGUAAAUUACCAAAAAGCAUUUUUUUGCCACAUUAUUUGAAAGUUGAACGGAUGAAUCAACAGCUGAAGAUGAUUGGCAUCAAAAUUCACAGUUAAUUUGCAUCAAUGCUAAUGAUAAUUGAUACAUGCUACAUAUAAACAGGAAAAUAUCUUGAAAAUUACCAAACAAUUGCCAGAAAAUUAUUCACAAUUGGUCAAAAAUUAGAAAAAAUUGCAUCAAAUUGUGAAAACAUGUUGAAAUGUCAUUAAAAUGUACUUCAAAAUCAUUAAAUUUUGGUUAUUUCAAUCAUUUUAUUUAAAAUAACCAAAUUGGUCAAUUUUUUAUUUUUUGACAAUGUUGAAUGAUUUUAAAUUGAGGAGGUUGGUUACAAAGUUAGACAAACGCCACUUCUACAAAAAUCGAGUUAGAUAUUGAUUCUUAUAGGAUUUUCAACGCUCUUUUCAUUGCCGAGGUCUGUUAUUUUCAAUAUAGUACGUAAAAGGGUGAAAAACGUGCUCAAAGUUUUGCCUUAGUUUCAAACACAGACAUGUGCAAAUUGUCUUAGUUUCAAAAACAGACAUAUCCAGGAUAUGUCUGUUUUUGAAACUAAGAUGAUAGGAUAUGUCUCAUUUUGAAACUAAGAUAAUGUUCACAUGUCCGUGUUUGAAAUUAAGGCCCAACUUUGAUCACGUUUUUUGACCUUUUAUGUACUAUUUUGAAACUAAGGGACCUCAGAAAUGGAAAGAGGGUUAAAAAUCCUAUACGUAUCAAAACCUAACUGAUCUAGAAAGCUUCAAUUUCAAAUUAUCUUUGUCUUGUUUUCAAAAUCAGACAAGUGCAUUUUCAGGUUCUUUUUAUUAGUGGUGGGGGGCAAUGGUGGAAGGAUAUUUUUUGUAUUUUUGUUACUCAGUAUCAUCACUACAAUUUGUCAAAUAUCCCCCGCCUUUACAAUGCUGUAUAUUUUUGUAACAAAAAACAUAGUUUUUCUCAAAAUCAACCCUGUGGCGUUUGUCUAACUUUGUAACCAAGCUCCUCAAUUUUAAUUUUAAUCCUUGCAUGGUUAUUGGUUAUACAAUUCAAGCAGAAAAUUAUUGAAAUUUCCAUCCAUUACAUAAUAUACAAUAAUUUUAUAUGUUUGAACUUUUGAAGGUUUGAAGUUUGAACACUAUAUGUUCAUUAUAUUCAAGUUGGUAAAAUACGGUAAAAUACCGUAUUUUACCGUAUUUUACUGCCGUAUUUUACCAGCGAAUAAAUUACGGUAAUUUAACAACCCUGGUAUACAUACUUUCUAAGAAUUUGUAGUUUUUUUGAUUUUGAUUUCAGUUUAACGUUUUAUAUUUUUUUACUUGGAGGUCUUUAUUAUAAUCAAUGGUUGAAAUUUAAAUAAUAUUUUUUCAUUGAGCAUUUUGAGUUUAAUUUUUAUUCGUAGAUUUACUUAUUGUCUUGCAAUAACGAUACCUUUUUUAUUUGGUGGUCUUUACCGCAGGCUGAAUUAAAACAAUAAUAUUUUCACGCCAUUAUUUUGUUUUUAAUUGACAGUAACUUUUGUAGAUCGAUAUUCUUCUUACAUUGGUAGGAACCUAAACCUAUCUACUAUUAUGGAAUACAGAAUACAGAAUAUUUACCUAUA
Planococcus citri (citrus mealybug) is the source of this 4792-nucleotide messenger RNA. Its product is annotated as bromodomain-containing protein DDB_G0280777-like. The transcript has 5 exons. The record is from RefSeq and is a predicted model, not a curated record. Lineage: Eukaryota; Metazoa; Arthropoda; Insecta; Hemiptera; Pseudococcidae. Bases 2092 to 2991 code for a protein of 299 amino acids.